UGAAGUUCUGUCCCGCCACAUAACUUGGUGUAAACAUAGACAUACACACAUAUAUUUCAUUAAUAUAUCCGUUAUAUGAAUGUUCAAGAAAAGCUGCAGCGAGGGCUUUCCUUCAUUCAAAUUUGCCCUCGGGAUGGUCCGCGGUUUCUCUCGUUUUUCUUCUCUAUAUAACUGUAGUGGCAUAAAUUUCUGAAGAAUUAAAUGGGGACUUUCUUUGAAGACGAUGACAGAGAAGGUGAUGGCCCUCUCAUACGAACGCAAGCCGAGCUCACGCUUCAAAACCUUCUCCAAAAACAGCUUUCUACCAAAAACAGGUUGGAGCAGGUUGUAUUUGAGGAGUCCACACACAACAUGCGUUGUAUAGGGCAUGGAUUUUCUGGAAUAGGUACUCUUGCACAAUUUCGAGAAAAUGAGAUUCAACAGAAAGAAGAAAGGAAUUGUCAACAGUCUAGUAUCAGUUUAGCACACUCACAAAUGUUUAUUAAUGAUGUAAAGACGCGAAAGAGAUACGGUCCAGAUCCAGCCUUUUUUCAGCGUGCACUAGAAGAGGAGCAAGGGAAACAAUAUGCAAACUGCUUAAAUCAGGUCUCAGAGGUUGGUGGUGGGCAUCGGAAUUAUAGCAGGCACACAGAAGAGCUGGAGGCAUCUCUAAUGCGAGGGAAAGACAAAUUGAAAGCAAUUUCUCAUCUUUCUGCUGGAGAGAGUGCGUACCGUAAGCCAUUAUUGAAUAAGGUUGAGCUGAGUGAGCUGUGCAAGGGAAGUACACCUCAGGAACGUGCCCGUGACAGAGCUCCUUAUCAAUGCAAACGUUCAGUGAUUGAUGUGUUUUCUAGACCUGCUCCUGAAGUACUUGAUUUACAUACAUAUUUGGAGGAAAAACAUGCGUUGUGCAAAGACAACAAAUCAGAGACUAGUAAAGAUCUGAUUGUGAUUGGAAAUUCAGAAGAAAAGGGAUCAGAAUACAAAGUACAAAUGGAAGUGCCAAAUGACAAUAAUCUCACUGCAGACUUAAUUUCAGAGACAGAAAUUUUGUCAAAUAAGCUUUCAGAAGAUGCAAUUCGUGAGAUACCUGGUGGCAAGUUUUCAAAUUAUGCUCCUGGUCUUCCUUCUCAUAUCCUUUACAUCAAGAAUCUGUCCUCUGUUGUGAAAGAAACAGAUCUAGUUUCGUUGUUUAUUCGGUUCCAACAUCCUGGACAGAAAUUACUUUUCCGCCUUAUGCAGCAGGGUCGAAUGAAAGGGCAGGCUUUUGUUACAUUUCCAGAUACUGAUACAGCCACGCAAGCUCUACAACUAAUAAAUGGUUUCCAAUUAAAGGGAAAGCCAAUGGUUAUUCAGUAUGGUCGUAAAGAAGUUGGAAAUGACAAGUGUACAAAUUAGACUAUAAUGAUUAGGGUGGACCUACAUCUACAACAGAAAAAUCCUGUUAUAUGAAAUCAUUUGAUGGACUAUAUACAUUUUAAAAGAUGCAGUCGGCAAGAGCUGUUGCAUAGAGAAUUGUGGAUUAAAAGCAUCGGAUGGUGGGGCAAUCUACAUGUGGAACAUGAGCCACAGUGCUUGGGAAUUGAAGAACACGCAGGCAUGGAUUGAUGUUUUACAUAGUGGGUGGAUCUUUAAAGGAAACGUUGUAUACAGCCGCCUAUUAAGUUUCAAGAUGCACAGAGCACAUGAAGGUGGGAACGGAGGACACUAUAUCUUGAUUGAUAUAUUAAUAUCAGUUGUAGGACAAGCAGGCAUGGAAUGCUUUUUACAGUAGGGUGUGUAUCUUUAAUGGAAAUGUUGUAUAUAGCCUAGGAGUUUCAAGAUGCACAGAGCACAUUAAGGUGGGAAAGGAGGAAACUAAAUCUUGAUUGGAUAUAUUAAUAUCUGUUCUGGCAUGCUGGACCUGAAAGGGAGAGAAGUACCGUAGUUAAAAAUUGAAAGCAGUGACUUUAUUCUACACAAGAUUCUAUUUAUUAAGCAUUGGCAAAAUCAAUAACUCA
Messenger RNA from Cryptomeria japonica (Japanese cedar), 1979 nucleotides. RefSeq lists its product as uncharacterized. The record is from RefSeq and is a predicted model, not a curated record. NCBI's taxonomy places the organism in Eukaryota, Viridiplantae, Streptophyta, Pinopsida, Cupressales, Cupressaceae. Bases 202 to 1377 code for a protein of 391 amino acids. Gene Ontology annotation, biological process: mRNA splicing, via spliceosome. Gene Ontology annotation, molecular function: pre-mRNA intronic binding; U12 snRNA binding. Gene Ontology annotation, cellular component: U12-type spliceosomal complex. The transcript has 7 exons.